UCAGACGCGAUAAGGCGCAUAUAUGUCUCGCGUUUCGCGCUGUAUGGUGAAAUUGCCGUUGUGUAGGGUAGCGGAGACAUAACCUCAAAGGCGAGGCUCCGCGAUUCGAUUUUCUGAUUUUUCGAUCCGCUGGAGCACUUUGCAGUAGUGCGAUUUCCAAAAAUUCAUUUUCGUCGUAAUUAUUUUCCCGAAUCGAGACGCGUAUCUGCACCUUUUCGUAAAAUUUGCGAGAAAGCACCCAGUCAUAUCAAAAAGCGGUGGAGGCAUGUAUGAUUAAUACAGUUUACCAGCUGAAACAGGCAAGUUUUAAUGAGGAAGACUUAAACGGGAAACACUUAACAUUUUACUUGCAUUUAGUCAUAAAGCUAUAAUACUAAAGUUAUGUACGUGGAUAAGCAGAUAAAAACGCUUAUAACAUUAUCAUUACGUACAUGGUAAAAGGAUAUGACUUAUCAUGAUAUUAUCAUCUUUUUGCCUAGUCAAAUGCGAGAUUUGAUCGUGCGAUUGUACCACUGUUCUGUAAAUGUAACCUAAGCAAUAGGCAAUAACUCGUUGAAGGAAUCCUAAUAAACUAGUGGGAAUGGGCAAUUGUUUGUGUAAAGAUACUCCAGGGAUAUACGACAUUGAGACAUAUGGCAGUAGAAAUCAUGCAGAAACUCAGACUACCAUAAUACCAGAACCGAGUAUAAGUAUAGUCUCGUGUAGCGAUUCGGCAUCCCCUUCCUUUAAAUUUCCUGCCGGGUCACAUAUUGACAAACUUGUAUUGGAAACACUUGGAAGUCUUGAUACUCUGGUAGAUAAUGAUCAUGAGCCACCGCCAGCAAUGUUAAAAUUGAAUUCCAUUGCGGACAAGGAAGAGGGCUGGAUACAAGUAGUUAGUUCUAUGGUCAAUGUUAUUCCAAUGAACAAUCCGUUGGGUCCUUCGGUUAUAGUAUUAUUGCUAGAUGAUUGCCCUUUACCUUCAAAGGAAUCCGUGCUACGAUUAUCAAAUAUGUUUCAAUUGCCUCAAAAACUUGGACAAAUACAAAUUACAACUACGCAGCAACGCAAUAUAUGCGUAGUACUUGGUUGUAUUGCAGAUAAACUUGCUGGUCCUAGUAGUAUUGCGAUAUUAUCUGACGCUACUUUAGAUUAUCUAGUUUCAAAUCUACGAAAAGAUGUUGAGCCUUACGUAAUGUUAUAUUCUUUGAUAGCACUAGAGAAGUUUGCACAGACAAGUGAAAAUAAGAUAACUAUUAAGAAACGCCUUAUGGCGGAAAAACAAAAUCCAUUACUGGAAUUGGAGAAAUGGGCUACGGAAACGCAUUAUGUACGUCGACAAGUUGGUUUUUGUGCACAAUGGUGUUUAGAUAAUUUAUUCUUAAUGGAAGGUAGAAAAUAUUCCCACGACUCCGUCGAUGUGACGGGUAUUAAUGUAAUGUUAAAUACGAAAGAUGUAAGCGAGUACCUGAAAAUAUCACCUAAUGGUUUGGAGGCACGAUGUGAUGCAUAUUCCUUCGAAAGUGUACGAUGCACGUUUCAAGUAGAUUCAGGAAUAUGGUAUUAUGAAACACUGAUAAUAACUACAGGAGUUAUGCAGAUUGGAUGGGCCACAAAGGACAGCACGUUUCUCAAUCACGAGGGCUAUGGUAUAGGAGAUGAUGAAUUUUCUUUGGCCUAUGAUGGCUGUCGCAAACUGAUUUGGUAUAAUGCACGAGGCGAAAAAUUUCAUGACAGACCAUGUUGGAAAUCCGGUGAUAUCUUGGGUUGUUUAUUGGAUUUAAACAAAUUAGAGAUAAUAUUCUCUAUUAAUGGCGUACCACUUAAACCGUGCAUUCAAGUAUUUAAUACAGUAAGGUCUGGAUUCUUUGCAGCAGCUAGUUUCAUGUCAUUCCAACAAUGUCUAUUUAAUUUUGGACAUGUACCUUUCAAAUAUCCACCCACUGAUCGAGAAUUUCAAAAAUUUAAUGACUAUGCUACAUUGAAACCAGAAGACAAGAUCAUACUUCCUAGGCACAUAUACCUAGAUCAAUUACGAAGGCUUAGUGUUAGGGAAGAUUCCUGUACGUUAUGUUUCGAUCAGAGAGCAUCAGUGAGGUUACUGCCAUGCAACCAUAGAGGAUUUUGCCAAAGGUGUUCAAAACAGUUGGUUGAAUGCCCAAUGUGUAGGGCUACCAUUGAAGAAGUAGCGUCAGAUAACAUAUGACAUCGAUCAUCUCAUAUCAAUAUUUACGAAUUGUUUCAUCACUUCUUUGAUGUCAUACAAUUUUUAUGGAAAUAUCACGAGAUAAUCAUAAUUAUAGAUAGUUAUUUACGUCGUGUAUUGUAUACAGUUAUCACGUGUCACAUAGUAUUUUUCUCUAUGCAAUACAGCGCAUUAAUAAAUAGAAAGAACUACAAAUUAAUUAUAGAGAAACGAAUUCCGUGAUAGUACAUUGCAAAGAUUUGAAUAAGUUUCUAUUUAAAAAAUCAAAGAUCUUAAAGAAUGCGUAAACAAAUGUUUUACAAAGACAAAACAUUCUCCUUUUCCAUACUUCUCUAUACUUUUUCUACUAUAUAGAUUUAUAGUAAGAUAUUUUGUGAUUUAAAUGAUAUCCUCACGAACAUUAACUUCAAGAGAUUAAAACUAAGUAUAAAUGGCUAUAUAUAUAUACUAAUUUAUAUGAUUAUAAUAAUGAGUAGAGAAACAAACAGAUGCGAGAAAAUUAUAACAAAUAGACCGGAGAAAAUUAUAAAUCAGAAGACGAGCAUAAAUCAGAGAAACCGAAAGAGCUCAAACUCCGUAUGAAAAAAUUUCAUAUAGGCACUUUUGAUGGAAGUAACGUAUGUAUUUGUUAUCACACGAAUAGUCAAACAAAAUUUGAUAUAUACGAGCGCUUUUCUUCAUGAUAUCAAUGAAUACAAUGGUUGCUCUAUCGAUUGUGUUUAUAGAUUUUCGCUUUGAAACUUGUGACUGAAUCAUGAAAUUCGAAAGGUUAUUUAUUCAUUAACUUGAAAAUGUAUUUCCUCUAUUAGAAUUACAAAAGUUCAGAUUAUAUCUUCAAACUAUUUAAAUUCUUAAUUAAGUUGCGUAAGUGAACAUUUACAACUAAUGUAACUAGUGAUUUAAUGUAAGUUUAUCUUUAAGGAAUUGUGAAAUACUGAUAGUAUAUAUUAUAUCAAAAACACUACAUUCACACACAUACAUACACAUAUAUUAUAUUCUUGGGAAGAUAUAA
Messenger RNA from Temnothorax curvispinosus, 3197 nucleotides. Its product is annotated as RING finger and SPRY domain-containing protein 1-like. The coding region runs from base 581 to 2185 and encodes 534 amino acids. The transcript has 12 exons. Gene Ontology annotation, molecular function: protein binding; ubiquitin-protein transferase activity. The record is from RefSeq and is a predicted model, not a curated record. Gene Ontology annotation, cellular component: cytoplasm. Lineage: Eukaryota; Metazoa; Arthropoda; Insecta; Hymenoptera; Formicidae.